Molecule: messenger RNA, 1210 nt
Organism: Colossoma macropomum (tambaqui)
Lineage: Eukaryota; Metazoa; Chordata; Actinopteri; Characiformes; Serrasalmidae
Gene: adtrp1
Product: androgen dependent TFPI regulating protein 1
Exons: 6
Coding region: 64-789 (241 amino acids)
Cellular component (GO): membrane; endomembrane system
Source: RefSeq, a predicted model, not a curated record
GGUUGUUUAAAGAGAAAGUGGAAGAAGAGCCGAACAAGAGGAGAUUUUCUUUGCUUCUUCAGUAUGGCUGCUGCCGCUGUAAAGGCGAAUUCAAAACUCUGCUUACUUGUGCAUUUAAUUAUUUUUGCCUGGUAUGUGUUCACCCUGAGGGCGAACUGCUCGUUAGAGAUUUCAAGCAGACAUCCCGGUGCUCGAUCAUACGGGGGUCGGUGGAAGUAUUUAACCUUUAUCAAUCUGGUGAUGCAGACAGGGUUUUUUGGCUUUUGUGUUUUAACGGAUUUAAUACACACUGUGCUGCCAAGCAAGAGCACCCGCAGCGGGAUUCCAGUGUUCCUUAUAACGCUGCGAGAUGGUGUUUUCACAGUUUUGGCUUUUCCUGUGGGCACAUUUGUGUUUUCUUCGUUCUGGUCCCUCUACACCUACGACCGUGAGCUGGUGUACCCAAAGUAUUUAGACGAAAUCAUUCCUCUUUGGCUUAAUCAUGCUAUGCACACUGUGAUCAUGCCCUUGCUUUUGGCCCAGAUGUACCUUCAACAUCACAAACAUCCCAGUCGCAUCAAUGGCAUUCUCGGCUUGGCUCUGUUUGCUUCGCUCUAUCUGGCAUGGGUCUUAUGGGUCCGUCAUGUUUCGGGGCACUGGGUAUACCCCAUCAUGGCUCACCUCAGUCCCGUAGGCUUGGUUCUGUUCCUGGGUGCUGCUUCUCUCAGCAUGGCUCCCCUUUACCUGCUGGGAGAAAAGCUCAACCGUGUGAUCUGGAGUACAACAGGGAAUCAGAAGAAAAAGAAAUAAGUGACCACAAGAAUCCAAGUUGACCAUUGGCAGGUUGAAGCCAGACCACAUUUUUUUACCGGAGUGAAGAACGAUGUAGCACUUGUAGUUUACUCUGGAAGGGGCUCAGGUAUUCCUAUGGCAGAAGCUUAAUUUACAAAUUAGGUUUUAUACAGAUGAUUCACUGACUUUGUGAUGACUGAGAUAAUUUGCACUCAAUAACACAAUUAUACUAUAUUUAAUAUACUACAGUGUGCUUUUUUAAGAACUUUAAAAUUCCAUAUGCUGUAUUAUCCCAGAAUGCUGUAUUUUUGAUUAAGGACCAGUCCUUUGCGUGUUAAUGUUUUUGUGCUUGAAUUCAUAACAUGAUGAUUUUUAGGAAUCUAUGCUGGAUUACUUGAGAUAAAAGAAAUGUGAUUUUAUUAAAACAUGCUGAAUGCUC